AUGUCUGGCGCUUUGCUUCUGGUUUUAGGUUGUCUGGUGCUGCAGUCAGCUGAUGGGAAGCUGGAUUACAUUUCUAAGGGACAGGGGAUGCAGUUGCAGGGUGACAUUAGCAUCGCUGGACUUUUUCCACUCCACUACACAGAUGGCUUCACUUCAAACCUGCCUGCACUGGUCCCAUGUGAUGUAGGGAGUCCCAACAAACACGGCUUUCACUUGAUGCAAGCCAUGAGAUUCACUGUGGAAGAAAUCAACAACGGCACCGGGCCGCUGUCUCUCUUACCAGGGGUGAAGCUGGGCUACCAAAUGUACGACGUGUGCUCCGCACCGGCCAGCGUCCUGGCCACUCUGGACCUGCUGGUGCCACUGUCCCCCUAUGCCCCCGUGGCAGAAGGCAACGCACAGGCAAACAACAGCCAAGCAGCCGUGGCUGUGAUUGGACCAGACAGCAGCACCAACACCUUCACUCCCGCGUCCUUCCUUGGGGCUUACCUCAUGCCAGAAAUCUCCUAUGAGGCAUCAAGUCAAUUACUGACCAACAGGUUCCUCUAUCCGUCCUUCUUCAGAACAAUUCCCAGUGACAAGAACCAGGUGGCGGCGAUAAUCCAGCUGCUGGUCCAUUUCCAGUGGACUUGGGUCGCUCUGUUGGGCAGUGACAACGACUACGGCCUGGGCGGCAUGCAGAGCCUGUCCCAGCAAGCCUCAGAGCACGGCAUCUGCAUCGCCUACCAGGGAAUCAUCCCCCCGCUGAAGGACAGCACCGUCGGCACCAUGAGGAGCAUGGUGGACGGCAUCCUGAAGACCAAGGUCAACGCCAUCGUCGUGUUCUCGAGCAAGUCCAAGCUCAGCGCCUUCUUCCCGUUCGUCAUCGAGAGGAACGUGACGCAUAAAGUGUGGAUCGGUACGGAGGACUGGUCGGCAGCCACGCUCAUAUCAGGGAUUCCUGGGAUCCACACCAUCGGCACGGUGAUCGGCAUCGCCCUCAAGCAUUCAUCCAUUUCUGGGUUCGAGGUGUUCGAGAGGCGGUUGGUCGCGGCCGCGCUGCAGCAGAGCGGCGCUCAGAGCGGGUCCGGCUCCACCGGCCAGAACGUCUGCCUGCAGAGCACGGACCUGCACGGCCUCGCCAGGCAGAACGUCUCGCUGGACGGGUACGACACGACCUCUGCGUUUAACGUGUACAAGGCGGUGUAUGCCGUGGCGCACGCCCUGCACCGAGCCCUGGGGUGUGACUCUGUGGCCUGCCAGAAAAACACUGUGUACCCAUGGGAGCUUCUCUCAGACCUCAAGCAGGUGGACUUUUCCAUAGGGAACGAGUCUGUUUACUUUGACAGUAAUGGUGACCCACCCACAGGUUAUGACAUCGUUUCCUGGGUCUGGAGCGGGACGGAUUGGUCUCUCAAGCUGGUUGGCACCUUUAGUCCAGAUCCCGUUACGCUCACAAUUGCUGAUAAUAAAAUCCAGUGGCACGACGUGAGAAAUUUAAAACCUGUACCGGAGUCCAUCUGCUCUCCACCCUGCUCAGCCGGCUACAAGAAGGUUCUGAGAGGGCAGCACAUAUGCUGCUUCGACUGCUUUAUUUGUCCCGCUGACACGUUUGUCACUCCAAAAGACCCCACCACAUGCCAGAGGUGUGUGCCUGAGCAGUGGGCUCCUCCAGGCUCUUCGCGGUGUCUGGACCGGACCGUGCUGCUGCUCGCCUGGGACGACCCCCUGGCCAUCGCGCUGCUCGUCUUCCUCGCCGCCUGCCUCCUCGCGACCUCUGGCUGUGCGACGGUCCUCCUGCUCAACCUGAACACGCCCGUGGCCAAGUCCGCCGGCGGCCGCACCUGCCUCCUGAUGCUGGCAGCGCUGAGCGUCGCCGCCAUGAGCUCUUUGUGCUAUUUUGGCAGGCCGUCUCCCCUGGCCUGCCUCCUCAAGUACCCUCUAUUCAUCUUCUCCUUCACUGUGUGUCUGGCCUGCAUCACCGUGCGCGCCCUCCAGGUCGUCUGCAUUUUCAAAUUUGCAUCCAAGCUGCCGCCGGCCUACGACAAGUGGGCCAAGAACCGCGGGCCGGAGUUCACCAUCCUCCUGGCGUCGCUCACCAUCUUGCUCAUAUCUGUGGUCCGCGUGUCCCUCAACCCCCCCCGCCCGUCCCGGGAUCUUACCUUCUACCAGGAGAGCAUAGUCCUGGAGUGCAGCAACACGCUCUCGCCUGGCGCAGGCGUGGAGCUGGCGUAUGUGGCACUGCUCAGUGUCCUCUGCUUCUGUUUCAGCUACAUGGGAAAAGACCUGCCGGCCAACUACAACGAGGCCAAGUGCGUCACCUUCAGCCUCAUGGUCUACAUGAUCUCCUGGAUGAGCUUCUUCACGCUCUACCUCGUCAGCAGGAGCCCUUUCGUCAUGGCCGCCAACGUGUUCGCCAUCCUCUUCAGUGUCCUCGCCUUCCUCGCCGGCUACUUCCUGCCCAAAGUCUACAUUAUUGUGCUGAAGCCACAAUUGAACACAACUGCUCAUUUCCAGAACUGUAUUCAAAUGUAUACUAUGAGUAAACAAUGAGGCCUGUAAUAAGUUUGUGGGACAAAAAGUAGUGAAGAGCAGUAAUAAACAAUGUUCAG
Molecule: messenger RNA, 2591 nt
Organism: Betta splendens (Siamese fighting fish)
Lineage: Eukaryota; Metazoa; Chordata; Actinopteri; Anabantiformes; Osphronemidae
Product: taste receptor type 1 member 1
Exons: 6
Coding region: 1-2532 (843 amino acids)
Biological process (GO): G protein-coupled receptor signaling pathway
Cellular component (GO): membrane
Molecular function (GO): G protein-coupled receptor activity
Source: RefSeq, a predicted model, not a curated record